AUGGAGGAUCCAGAGCAGAGAGUCAUGCAAGCUCUGAAGUCAGCACCGUUUGUGGUUUUUGCAAAGGAAGCGCCAAAUUCAUUGGAUGAUUUCUCCAUGGAUGAAGCUUUCACCUACUUCUACUUCAGCGAUGUGAUGCACACAUUUUCCGGACUCGACCCAUCUUUUCUGACGGUUGGCCGGAAUGCCAAGACGGACUUCCCAGAGGACUAUGAGGCUUACUUUGCCGACGAUGUGGACGUUUGCAAAAACUUUGCCUUUCCGCGUGUGAAGCUCAUCUUUGAGCCUUGGCGGCCACCCUUGCGUUGUGCCGUGCUUGCCACACGCAAGACGGCCAUGAGGUUCCAGGAUCGGCUGUACAUGUUGGGUUGCUUCGCCCCCGUCGAUGAGUUGGAAUUGGGCUUCACGGAGUUCUCCACUUUGCUUCCCUUCCCAGAAAGGGGCGACUUGCCGCAGCCGCCACCUGCGGGAUGGUACACUGCUGCGUUCGAUCAGUUGCCGAAUGCUAUGGUGAUACUUGACGAUGCUGGCGAAGUUGUAGUGCGGAACCAGCUGGCCAAUGAUUUGGGCGAGCUCCUACCGCUUGCAAUCCGGCUGGGUCAGGAGACUGUGAAAGCUACUGAUUUGGUGGACCCUGCGCGGCGCUAUUGGCACUUGCGAAAGGUGUUCCCAGGUGCCAAAAGGCCGAUGCGAAUCUGGCUGUGGCGCUUUGGCUCUCAACUGAACGCAAUGGCGCUUUGUUUGAAGCCCAUUGAGGCAGACGUGAUGGAGAGGGCCCAAGUGGCUACUGACGUGCUGUCAAAAUGA
Cladocopium goreaui is the source of this 807-nucleotide messenger RNA. NCBI's taxonomy places the organism in Eukaryota, Dinophyceae, Suessiales, Symbiodiniaceae. The record is from the annotation of a GenBank genome assembly.